GCAGCAGACAUUUCCCUGUCACUGGAUCUCUUUAUUCUGUCUCCACACGUUUGGAAGCGGCGUCUACUUCAGGACAACGAUGUCCGGACCGAGCUGCCGUCGCUGCUGCUGCCUGUUCUGGUUUCCUGGACUCUUGUUACACACUGUGACUCUGCUGAGCUCAGAAUUCCGAAGCUCCGCAGGAAUGCAGGUGACAUCCACGGGUCCACAGACGCUCCAGAAAGCCAAGGGAGAGAGCGUGACUUUGGGCUGCAGCUACGAGCCGAGCCCAUAUGACACCGGAGAACUAGACAUCGAAUGGUCUGUGGUCAGUCCAGACACCACACAGAAGGACGAGAUGCUCAUUUCCUUCACUGGUGGUAACAAAUACAUCCAUGGAAACCACAACACUCUGAGCUUUGCUGCUGCUGACCCUUCACAGGGAGACGCCUCGCUCUUCAUCGCCGCGCUGUCGCCUGCUUACAGCGCCACCUACCAGUGUAAAGUGAAGAAAUCUCCAGGAGUGGACACGCGCAAGAUGACACUGGUGGUGCUGGUGAAGCCGUCUGUGCCUAAGUGUUGGGCGGAGGGGGGGCAGCUGGUCGGCCACGCCGCAGCUCUGCACUGUCACUCUGCCACAGGCUCCGCCCCCUUAAAAUACCAAUGGAGGAGAGAGGGGGGAGGCGCCAUCCCUGCUACAGCCACACAGAACAGCUUGACCGGGGAGCUGAAAAUCAGUAACCACUCACAGAGUUUGGCAGGAAUCUACGUUUGUGAGGCGAACAACGCUGUAGGAGCUGAACACUGCAGGAUCAACCUGAGAGCAAACACACCUCCAAACAGAGCAGCAGUGAUCGUCGGCACAGUUGUGGGUUCUCUGCUCCUCAUCAUCAUCCUGCUGGUCUUCAUCGGGCUGCUCUUCUGGAAACUGAGACACAGAUUUGACUAUGAGAAGGAUUUCUCCAAUGACAUCAGGGAGGAUGCUCCGCCUCCUGAAAGUCGCCCCGUCAGUCGCCACACGAGCCGCAGUGCCAGCCGUCACCCACAGGUGGCGUACAGUCAGGUGGGAGAGACCAGGCCAGACGUGGGACACCGUCGUCCUCUGUCGACGAGCAGCGGCGGUUUUUCACCACAGAAAAGCACAGCGGUGGAAUAUGACAGUAAAUAUGGACACGCUGUGUGACGUCAGCGACCACACAGACUCAAGCUCAGUCACACACUGACGUUUAACACGUUUUCUUCUUUAUUUAAACUAGUGCUGUCAAACCAUUCAAAUAUUUAAUCACGAUUCAUCGCACAUUUGUACCUAUUCUAAAUGUCCCUUGAUUUCUUUUUGUCCCAUUAUUUUUUCUCGUUAAUGCUCUGAUCAACAUAGAGGAGUGGAUCGUCUUGCUUUGUGCAGAUGUUUUUUUAUUGAGACGUUAGCCGUGUCCCAGUCCAGGUCUGGACCCUGUGUGGUGUGUGGAUUCGUCAAAAUGCGUCACAGCGCAGCGACGUAGGCGCUCUACGUCGACUCCUUCGUAUGUGGCCGACGUGAGCUUGUUUGGGAAGGAUACGUCUGGUGUAUCCUUCUCAGCCGACCGUAUCCCAUAAUUCUUUGCGCGCCAGUGGCAAAUCUGUUCUAAUACAAACAAGAUUGCGGAGGGAAGUGUUUCGAGUGGCAGCAGCUAGUUCGUUAUGAAAUGUAAGUUUGACAAACCA
Messenger RNA from Solea solea (common sole), 1680 nucleotides. It is a transcript of the gene vsig8a, whose product is annotated as V-set and immunoglobulin domain containing 8a. The coding region runs from base 80 to 1162 and encodes 360 amino acids. Lineage: Eukaryota; Metazoa; Chordata; Actinopteri; Pleuronectiformes; Soleidae. The record is from RefSeq and is a predicted model, not a curated record. The transcript has 8 exons.